AUGAAAUUCCUCGCAAGAAACAGUAUGCCGUCUCUAUUUGACACCAGGCCGUCCGUCGCCCUACGGGAUCGCCAAUACACCUGCUUGCGCUGGCUGGGCUAUCUCGCCUGCCUGGUCACCGUUAUCCAGACAAGCUCAUAUCUCUUUGGGUACUCAGAGAUAAAUCUUAUCCAAAAUGUCUGUGCUUCGUUCCAUCGCCCUGGGAUCCUUCGGCCCGGUCAAUAUCAUGGGAUUGUCGGCAUGGGGGACAAGGUAGCAAGCGAAGACUCACCUGAGCCAGAUGUGUUGGGCAUGGCACAUGAUCGGAGAGACAAGCAAUUCUAUCUCGGUGGUACCUUAACCCUAACCAGUAUCGAGUCUGCCAACGCCUCUCACCCAGUCCCGUUUAUCUACGACCCGUACCCAGCAUACAACAGUCGAGAAUGGAAGAAGCUGUUCCACGGAAAGUUCCAACCUUGCCUCGGACCCAGGAAUCGUUAUCUCAACCGCAGGUCUAUAGAAGAUAUGAUCCAAGUCUACAAGGGCCAACAAGCCGGGUUCCCAGCACCACGAUUCGGAUCGUACGAGGUAUUGGAUCUAGAUGGAAACGUUUGCACAGACAGGUACUCCCGCUUUGGGCUAUAUGGAUAUGAUAGCGAUGGCGAGGACGAAGUGCCAGGCUUCACGCGCCCUCCCGCAGUGCCGUGGUGCGAGAUUGAUUGGCACAGGCUGCAAACCCUCUGCCUGGAAAGAAAUGCAGACAGAUACGAGUCAACUGAGACAGCCCACACUUCAAACCAGACCCCGCUAGCCUUCGAUCUUCCUCAGAUUCCUCACAACUUAUGGAAGCCACCUGGGGGUGCUUCGGGGGUGAAACAAUUUCAACCUCGCUCGGCAGUACUGAUUCGAGCUUGGAUUGGGCUUGACUGGAAGCCUCAUCAUCGCGAAUACCUUCGGGCUUUGAUUAUGGAACUUUCCUUGCAUUCUGGUGGAGAAUAUCAGAUCUAUCUCCUGUGUCAUGUCAAGGAAAACGAGAUGCCCAUAUUUUCCGAUAUCAAGACCAUCAACCGGCUCAAGAAUUCCAUACCCGAAGAAUUUCGGAAUAUGGCUCUUUUCUUCAACAACAAAAUGCUGGAAGCUUGGUAUCCCAAGAUUGAAGAACACAGUCCCCAACUCCAACACCACCAACCUCUACAGAUAUUCUCCCAGCUGUAUCCCCACUUCGACUAUUAUUGGCAACUAGAAAUGGACGGUCGUCACACAGGACACAUCUACCAUUUCCUAGACCGGGCAGUCUCAUUCGCACGCCAACAACCCCGCAAAUACCUCUGGGAACGCAACGCCUACUUCUACACCCCCGGCGCACACGGCAACUGGAGCCAAUUCACGCAAAUGGUGCACGAAAGCCUAUCUGACAAGUCAAACCAGACAAUCUGGGGCCCAGUAUCUCGCACAGGGAUCAGGCCACUGGGCCCCGAGCCGCCAGUGCCACACCCAGAUCAAGACAACUACACCUGGGGCGUGGGCGAAGAAGCGGACUUCAUAACAUUCCUGCCAACCUUCAACCCACAAGAUACACAGUGGACAUUCCCGGACAAAAUCUGGAACUUCAGAUACGGCGAGGGCACGCCGCGCCGCGCCGCGGUCAUCACAAUGGGGCGGUACUCCAAGCGUCUGCUCGAUCUGAUCCACCACGCGCAGGCAACGAAGGGCCUCGGCCUUGCAUCGGAGAUGACAGGUGCAUCGUGGGCUUUGUUCCAUGGCCUUAAGGCUGUGCAUGUUCCCCACCCUAUCUAUGCGGAUGGACAGUGGACGCCGAGAGAACUGGCACGCAUCUACAACCCUGGUCCACCGGAGAAUAUCAACGGGGGUCCUGAUAGUAUUUGGAAUUUUGAUCAUAUCUUUGAUCAUAUUACGUACCGGCUUUCGUACAUGUUCACGACGCAUAGCGCGGAGGAUUUGUACAGACGUUGGCUGGGGUUUAGGACUGCGGAGCAUGAGGGUGGGAAAACGAUAUCUGAGGAUCGCUAUGGUCGGCAUUGCUUUCCGUCUAUGUUUCUUCAUACGAUCAAGAACACAGCUCAAAGGAUGGGGCCAGACAGGGCUGUUCCUUGA
Molecule: messenger RNA, 2094 nt
Organism: Penicillium vulpinum
Lineage: Eukaryota; Fungi; Ascomycota; Eurotiomycetes; Eurotiales; Aspergillaceae
Product: DUF3405 domain-containing protein
Exons: 4
Coding region: 1-2094 (697 amino acids)
Source: RefSeq, a predicted model, not a curated record